Messenger RNA from Pisolithus orientalis, 3462 nucleotides. Its product is annotated as copper P-type ATPase CtaA. Lineage: Eukaryota; Fungi; Basidiomycota; Agaricomycetes; Boletales; Pisolithaceae. The transcript is spliced from 4 exons. The coding region runs from base 216 to 3164 and encodes 982 amino acids. Gene Ontology annotation, biological process: copper ion homeostasis; monoatomic cation transport. Gene Ontology annotation, molecular function: copper ion binding; ATP binding; ATP hydrolysis activity. The record is from RefSeq and is a predicted model, not a curated record. Gene Ontology annotation, cellular component: membrane.
AGCCCCUUGCGGGGACUUGGCUGGCUUACCGGGCACUAUAGCAGACGCUGAAAGCUUAGGCAAGUUAUUCAAACCUGUGUCUAUCUGACUCACCCUUACGCUAAUGCGGUGCAAUACUGUACACUUAGAGCCGUUCUCGGCCCUCUUUAUACCUCUCAGAUUUUCUUCUCAGAGCAAGCUGGGACUCUGCCUCAGGAGUUCUGUCUCUUUACAUCAUGUCCGCCUUUACUAGACUUCCGUCAAAUAUUUGGAAUGUAUUUGGGACCAGCAAUUGGAGCGCUUCGGCCAACAUUGAACUUCCCCGAGCGGAGAACGAACCAUUGGUGUCUCCGGUGCUAGACGAAAGUACGCCCGGAAGAUGCGAGCUUCGAAUAGAGGGCAUGACUUGUGGCGCAUGUGUCGAGUCGAUAGAGGGGAUGCUUCGUUCUCAGCCGGGCAUUUAUUCGGUCAAGGUUGCGCUUCUAGCUGAGCGCGGGGUGGUUGAAUACGAUCCCUCCGUGUGGACUUAUGAGAAAGUCAUGAAUGAAAUAUCUGAUAUAGGGUUUGACGCUUCACUUAUUCCUGUGGCGCGAACCGAUGUUAUCACGCUCCGAGUAUACGGCAUGACAUGCUCAUCGUGCGUGAAUUCGGUGGAAAAUGGCCUGCGUGAAAUGCCAGGCGUUAAGAGCGUUGCGGUCUCGCUGGCAACCGAGACAGCUAAGAUUGACUUCGAACCUGGUUUGGUCGGCCCGCGAGAGCUUGUAGAGCGUGUGGAAGAAAUGGGCUUCGACGCAAUUCUUUCUGAUCAUGACGAUGCGACACAGAAGCGCUCGCUUGCUCGAACACGAGAAAUACAAGAAUGGUGGAAUCGCUUCAAGUGGAGUGCUUCUUUCGCAGUCCCGGUUUUCUUUCUCAGCAUGGUUGCUCCUCAUAUAUCCUUUCUGCGACCGAUCACUGGUCUUCAGCUUUUAAACGGAAUCUACCUGAGCGACAUCAUCAUCCUUUGCCUUACCACGCCCGCUCAAUUCUGGGUCGGGCAGAAAUUCUACCGAACCGCGUACAAGGCAAUCAAGCAUGGCAGCGCCACCAUGGACGUGCUCGUGAUGCUUGGAACAUUGGCUGCAUAUUUCUACUCGAUUCUCUCGCUCAUCUCCGCUGCGUUUAACACCACACCGGGAUUUCGCCCCUACUUUUUCUUCGACACGAGUACGAUGCUCAUCAUGUUCGUCUCUCUCGGGCGCUGGCUGGAGAACCGUGCCAAAGGCAAGACGAGUGCGGCUCUCACGGAUCUGAUAGCUCUUUCCCCUUCUAUGGCCACCAUUUACACGGACGUUCCCGCUUGCACUCAGGAAAAACGUAUACCCACAGAGCUCGUUCAAGUUGGAGAUAUAGUCAAGCUCGUUCCUGGUGACCGGAUACCCGCCGAUGGGACGGUUGUGAAAGGACACUCCACUGUGGAUGAGAGUGCUGUAACCGGAGAGCCUGUUCCAGCAGUGAAGCAACUUGGGGAUGCGGUUAUUGGUGGUACUGUGAACGGCCUCGGGACAUUUGAUAUGGUUGUCGUGCGUGCAGGCAAAGACUCGGCGCUAUCCCAGAUCGUCAAACUCGUCGAGGACGCGCAAACUUCGAAAGCCCCAAUACAGGCAUUUGCCGAUCGUGUCGCGGGCGUGUUUGUUCCGAUCGUCAUAACCCUUGCCCUCGUCACAUUCCUUGCUUGGAUAGUAUUGGCGAACAUCCUCAGCGAUGAUGCAUUGCCAACCAUCUUCCAUCGCCAUGGGGCAAGCCAUUUUGCUGUCUGUGUACAAAUCUGCAUCUCGGUCGUAGUCGUCGCUUGCCCAUGUGCGUUAGGACUGAGUACCCCCACUGCCAUCAUGGUUGGGACUGGUGUCGGUGCCAUGAACGGAAUUCUCAUUAAAGGCGGAGCAGCACUGGAGGCAAGUCGGUCCAUCAAGCACAUUGUCCUUGACAAGACGGGCACCGUGACGGACGGCAAGCUAACGGUUACGGGAAUGGCCUGGACGACUCCCUACAACGAGCCAGAAUCCCUUUACGAAGAGGAUGGCCCUCAAUCGCUCUCGGUCAAAUGCGCAGAUGGAUUCACAACACAUGCGGCUGUCGUAGCGAUGGUCUCAGCAACGGAAGCGCGAUCAGAGCAUCCUUUAGCGAAGGCAAUUGCUGCCCAUGGCAAGGAGCUCUUGAGUCGUUCCGGUGCUGUGAUACCGGAAGUAAAUGUGGAGUCGUUCGAGAGUGUGACUGGCGCGGGCGUCAGGGCCACCCUGGAUUCAUCUGGAACGAAAUAUACCAUUCUCGUUGGCAACGCAAACUUCGUGACGAAUUCUGAUGCAACUCGUCUUCCGUCUGUUCUUUCCAAAUAUGAAGCUCAAGAAAGCGAACUCGCGCGCACGGUGAUCUACGUGUCUAUUGCACGAGGGCCUGCGGCAUCCAUGAUUGUACUCGCAGUAUCGCUGUCCGAUGUCCCAAAACCCUCGUCCGCCCAGGCCAUCAAGGCACUUCGGGACAUGGGAAUCAGUGUCAGUAUCAUGACUGGCGACAGCAUAAAGACGGCGGUUGCUGUUGCAAAACAAGUGGGGGUCAAUCCCGAGUCUGUAUGGGCAAACAUGAGUCCAAAGGGCAAGGCUUCCCUGGUAACCGAACUCAUGAAGAAAGGCGAAGGCGGUGUCGCGAUGGUCGGGGAUGGGAUCAACGAUUCUCCUGCUUUGGUCGCUGCAACUGUCGGCAUUGCGCUUUCGUCGGGUACUUCCGUUGCCAUAGAGGCAGCCGACAUAGUCCUCAUUCGAUCUGAUCUUCUUGACGUUGUGGCCGCGCUCCACCUUUCUCGGAGUAUCUUCGCCACGAUUCGACGAAAUCUCAUCUGGGCAUGCAUCUACAACGUCCUUGGGAUCCCACUGGCAAUGGGUUUGUUCCUUCCAUUUGGCUUAUACCUGCACCCGAUGAUAGCAGGCGCGGCGAUGGCAUUUUCAUCCGUGAGUGUCGUUACGAGUUCCUUGUUAUUGAGGUGGUGGGUACGUCCGGAGUCCAGUGUCAUGCCUGGGAUGAAAGCAUGGAAACCAACAACCAUUGGGAGUGUGGCAGGUCAAGUCUGGGGUUCUUUCAUUGCAUUGAUCCAUCAUAGAUCAAUGGUUGGGUAUACUCCAUUACCUGUAGAGAUGAGUGAAUCUGUGUAAGCAUAUUAUAGCUUUGCCAUAACAUGUAAUAUUGUACUUAGUAGCACAAUGUAACAGCUGGAUGCUUAAUUGACUUCAACAUUGAAAAUACUGGACACAGAGACAUAAUAAAGCUACUAAUAAGCACUACAAAAAAAAACAAGUACAAUAAUGCAACCAGCAACUAUUGGAACCCUACAGAAAGUCAAAGCCUACUCUGCAUUCCCAUUUGCUGAACCCCAUGCCCUACCAAAUGGUAGGAUAGUAGUAGCACAACAAAAAGAAAGCAAAAGCUAGGGAGAUCCCCUGACGACACAAG